AUGGACAGAUACGAGCAAAAUCUAUCCCUUGACAAUUCGACAAUGAUAGAAGAACUUUGCAUUAACUGUCAACUUACUAUUGCUAUACUCUCACCAUCAUGUAAGCCCCUUACGACUUAUCCAAAGGCCCGGGAGUUUGAAGGCGGCAUGCGUGAUGCUAUCAUUGGACAUUGCAACUUACAUGAAAGCGGGAUGAUUCUAGAUGAGAUUCUGGCAGAAAAUAUCAUCCUGCCUAAACCAGAUGAAACAGGUGUUACCAAAAGCUUCCUAGUUGGUUUAGAUAUGGCUUCUUUACGUCGAAACCACGACAAUUGA
Messenger RNA from Blumeria graminis f. sp. triticale, 315 nucleotides. Lineage: Eukaryota; Fungi; Ascomycota; Leotiomycetes; Helotiales; Erysiphaceae. The record is from the annotation of a GenBank genome assembly.